UUCGUAAUUUUAGUACUACACGUGAGUUUUGUAAUAAAGUGCCGAUCGCAAACAAACACAUCGAAUAAAGAUGUCAUGGCUUUUUGGAAUGGGAGGUGGGGGACAGGGACCCCCACAAGUCCCCAUCCCACCUCCAGGAGGUGAUGGGAAGGGAGGUUCUGAGCCGCCAAAGCAAAUGACGAAGUCGGAGAUGGAAGCCUAUAGAUUUGACUCUGCAGCUCUAGAACGUGCAGCACAGGCUGCUAGAGAGCUAGAAAAAUCAAGAAAUGCCAAGGAAGCACUGGAUUUGUCAAAAAUGCAGGAAGAAACGAAACAAAUUGAAGCGAAGGCGAAAUCGAAGGAAAUGGAAGCUCAUAUUGAACAAAUGAAACUCCAAGCAAUAAAAGUCCAAGAAGAGGAGAGGAGAAAAACAAUGUCUAAAGAAGCCGAGCUUCACCAACAGAAAGCACAGUACCAGGAUCAGCUGGCGCGUCGGAGAUACGACGAUCAACUCUCACAACAGGCAAGACUGCAGGAGGAAAAUCUUAGAAAACAGGAAGAAUCGGUAGCUAAACAGGAACAAAUGAGAAAAGCCACACUGGAGCAUGAAUUUGAUCUCAGGAGGAAAAAUGAGCAAGCCAGGAUAGAGGCAGAAAUGAAAGCUCGGGGUCAGAUGGAGAGAGAGAACAUUGAUCUGAUAAAGGAACAAAUCAGGCUGAAGGCAAAGGAGAAAAGAGAGACUGUCUUAGAAUCCAUCAAGACAGCCGGUUCAGUGCUUGGUACAGGAUUUCAGGCCUUCAUAACAGAUAAAGACAAAGUGGCAGCUACAGCUGUCGGGCUAACAAUGGCAGCUGUGGGGAUAUACGCAGCCAAGCAUGGUACUGGUGUGGCUGCACGUUACAUUGAGGCCAGGCUGGGCAAACCGUCACUGGUCCGAGAAACCUCCCGACUGACUGUAGGCGAGGUCAUCAAACACCCAAUAAAGACAAUCAAGAGGAUUGUCAAUAAACCUGAAGACGCACUGAAAGGAAUUAUUUUAAAACCAGAACUUGAAGAAAGACUUAGAGAUGUUGCCAUAGCAACUAGGCAUACAAAGAAAAAUAAAGGAUUUUACAGAAAUUUGUUGAUGUAUGGCCCCCCUGGAACAGGAAAGACAAUGUUUGCCAAGAGCCUUGCCCAACACUCUGGAAUGGACUACGCCAUAAUGACAGGGGGAGAUGUAGCCCCCAUGGGCAAGGAGGGGGUCACUGCCAUGCACAAAGUGUUUGAUUGGGCCAAGGCCAGCAGGAGAGGGGUACUGUUAUUUGUUGAUGAAGCAGAUGCCUUUCUUAGAAAAAGAAACAAGGAACUCAUCAGUGAAGACAUGAGAGCCACGUUGAAUGCAUUCCUAUACUGUACAGGAGAACAGUCCAACAAAUUUAUGUUGGUAUUAGCAAGUAACCAACCAGAGCAGUUUGACUGGGCAAUUAACGACAGAAUUGAUGAAAUGGUCGAGUUCAGUGUCCCUACGCUGGAUGAGAGAGAGCGAUUGGUCAGGCUCUACUUUGAACGAUUUGUCCUUAAACCUUCAAUGGAGGACAAAAGGUUAAAGCUGGCAGAGUUUGACUACAGUGCUAAGUGUACGGAGAUAUCCUUAAAAACAGAGGGCCUGUCAGGAAGAGAGAUUUCAAAGCUGGGAGUAGCCUGGCAGGCAACGGCCUAUGCCUCAGAGGAUGGUAUUCUAACAGAGCAGAUGAUUGAUGAUCGGGUUGAUGAUGCCGUCAGACAACACAAGAAGAAAGAUCUUUGGCAACUCGAACAAGAGAAAAAAGAAGAACUAGAACUUGGUACAGCAUACACAUCAGAGAAAGACAUGGCAGCUGAUUUAACGGCUCCACAGAGCAAGCCAGGGGCAGACCAAACUAAAAAAUUGAAAGCUGAGGCUGACCUCAGUAAAAAACAAUCAAAAGAUCAGAUAGACAAAAGUUCAAAACCUCUAGAACCUAGCUAACAAUAGUGCAACUGUAGAGAAAUAAGUUUAAUGAACUUCAAUUUCUUUCAGUCCGUUAAAGAAUUGGAAGCAAAUAAUAUAUAAUAAGCUUAACGUGGUUGUUCUGUCAAUUAAUAAGGAUAUGUAUGGCAACCAGUGUUAAAACCUAAAUGAGAAUAUUGGUGAAUAUUCCAUAAAAUUAGAACUAUAUAGGUUAUUUAUAAGUAUUUGCCAUGUAGUAGAUAGUUGUUUGAUGUGCUUGGAGAGUCUGACUGUUUAGUUUUUAUUUCGCAGCGAAAGAAAAUAAGAGAAUCUGUUGCAGAAUUAGUAUGUGUUAGGUAUGUCCAAAGAUUGUCUGCAAUUCAGAAUUACUGUCAAGAUAAGAGUUCAGUGAUAGGUGUAUACAUGUAAUUAUGUGUGAAGUGUUAGAUUUUUAAACUGUCAUGUGGAUUUCAGUUUUUGUGAAAAUCAGUUGUUUUAGGACAGAUGUCAGGAAAAUUUGUUUUCUCAAAAUCUAAUACAUGUAUAUACAUAUUCAUCUUCACACACUAAUCAGAUAAAAAAUGAAUUGUAAAAUUAAUGUAU
Saccostrea echinata is the source of this 2533-nucleotide messenger RNA. RefSeq names its product ATPase family AAA domain-containing protein 3-A-like. Gene Ontology annotation, cellular component: mitochondrion. Gene Ontology annotation, molecular function: ATP hydrolysis activity; zinc ion binding; ATP binding. NCBI's taxonomy places the organism in Eukaryota, Metazoa, Mollusca, Bivalvia, Ostreida, Ostreidae. Gene Ontology annotation, biological process: mitochondrion organization. The record is from RefSeq and is a predicted model, not a curated record. The transcript has 15 exons. Bases 71 to 1969 code for a protein of 632 amino acids.